UUGAAGUUAUUUCUGAUAAAAAAAUUUGAGAAAUUAUUAUAUUUUAAUUAUUUAUACAGAAUUUGAGAUAAAGACUGGAAAGAACUAUGAGGUAUGAGUUGCUUCAAUGUCUGUAUCAAGCACGGCUUGUUUACCUUCAGCAUGGAAAUAUGGUAUAAAUAUGGAACUGGACACACAUUCCUGAUCAGCAAGUAUGGCUUACCAAAGUCUGUUGAUAUAAGGGUAUAACUAUUAAGUUAUUUAUUCAGCUAUUGUUGCCACACUUCUUCUUUGGGGCUGCAUGGUACAUUCUCCUUUCAAACUCCUCUUUGUAUUGGACAUAGAUGAUGCAUCUUUUUGUAACAUUACCAAAAAUUUAGGAAUAAAGAGGUGCUAAACGAUUGUACUAUGGCACACAACAGGGCUCUGGAGGCAAACACCUGCAAAUCAAUAGACACUUGUGGAUCAAAAAGAAAUAGUUCACAAUUCUGCAGAAUUUCUAAAUAUAUUGGAACCUUCAAUUCUAUUGCCACACACUUCAGUAAAAAAAAAAAGAAUCCCCAACUGCUCUCAUGUUAAUCAAUAGAUUCCAAAGGCAAACAUUGCUAGUUGCAUCUUCAGGUAUUUUGCUAUAUAUUACUGUUAUACCCUCAAAUAUAGACCACCACAUCACGAAGAAGAUCAAUCACCUGGUUUCAAAACACUACAACUCACUCACUGACAAUGGAAGAGAUUACAUCACCAAUUUCGAGCCAAAACCUAGCAACUUUUACGGCUUACCAAAAAUACAAAAGUCAGAAGAUAUUCAACAGGCAGUAAGAGAACAAGGAAGUGAAUACAUACAAGUGCUAUAUCCAAAAGACUUAAAACUUAGACCAAUUAUAGCUGGCCCAGCAUGCCCUACCCAUCGUCUAAGCAAUUUCGACAUUAUUUUGAAAUCACUAUGUACCUACAUACCCAACUUCAUUCGGGAUGACAUAGAUUUCCUGUCCCAUCUUCCCAAAACAACUGAACCAAAUUCAAUCCUACUAAGCUUUGAUGUAGUAAGUCUUUACACCAAUAUCCCACAUGGGUAGAUAAACAUAGAGAAGCAAUUCCCAACCUACACCCAUCCAUCCAAUUUACAAAGGAGAUGAGCAGUACCAAAUUACCAUUCCUAGAUAUAAUGGUAACUAAAAAGAACACCACCAUUACUACAGAUAUAUAUUACAAACACACAGAUACACAUCAAUACCUGAAUUUUAAAUUGUGCCAUCCACCGCAUACAAAACGUAACAUCCCAUACUGCUUAGCCAGAAGAAUCUGUACCAUUGUAGAAGAUUUAAAGACCAGAAAUCAACACCUGAUGGAACUGAAAGAAUUUCAGCUUAAACAAAAAUAUGUGUCACUAAUAGAAAACGGUAUUCAGUGGGCUUUAAAGAUACCCAUACAACAACUGAAGACACCACAAAGAAGAGAAAAACAAAAACAAAUCAUACCAUUUAUAGUGACACACAAUCCAUGCCACCAGAACAUCUUCAAUAUCACUAAAGCAAACCUACCAAUCUUUGCACAAAGUAAGGAAUUAAGAGAUAUCAUUACAGAUCAAAUUAUAACUCUCAGUAAAAGACAGCCUAAAAGCUUGAAAAAGUUAUUAACAAAGGCAAGGUUUGACCUUAGCAACAAAGAUCAAUCAUUCACUGUGUCUAAAUGCAAUGAUAACCAAUGCGGUAAUAACACAGUUGAAGCGUUCCUGUCACAAUCUGAACCUGAUGAAUGCUUAAAUGCAAGAAAGUAUACUAGUUCAAUGAAAAUAGACAUUUAAUAUUUAAUUUUCAACAUUUCAUUUGUUCAAUAAGACAAUCAAUACUUCAUUUCAUUUCAUUCUUUCUAUAUAUUCUAUAUUAAUAUUAUAGGAAUAUAAUUAAAGCAUA
Octopus sinensis (East Asian common octopus) is the source of this 1892-nucleotide messenger RNA. RefSeq lists its product as uncharacterized. Bases 1112 to 1783 code for a protein of 223 amino acids. The record is from RefSeq and is a predicted model, not a curated record. Lineage: Eukaryota; Metazoa; Mollusca; Cephalopoda; Octopoda; Octopodidae. The transcript is spliced from 2 exons.